Electrophorus electricus (electric eel) is the source of this 1042-nucleotide messenger RNA. RefSeq names its product Cbp/p300-interacting transactivator, with Glu/Asp-rich carboxy-terminal domain, 4a (gene cited4a). NCBI's taxonomy places the organism in Eukaryota, Metazoa, Chordata, Actinopteri, Gymnotiformes, Gymnotidae. Gene Ontology annotation, cellular component: nucleus. Gene Ontology annotation, biological process: regulation of DNA-templated transcription. Gene Ontology annotation, molecular function: transcription coactivator activity. The record is from RefSeq and is a predicted model, not a curated record.
CCAGAAAGCCAUCUACCCCAUCAGGGACUGGCGAGGAGCGAGUGAUCAGUGGACGUUCCUGGAAUACGUUCAUUUAGACACAUUUUACAGAAACUCCGUCGGAUAUAACAAGAACAAUUCGACAACGACAGGGCCGUCUUCUAAAACAAGAAGAAUAUAUACCGCAUUGCUCCCAAAGCCAUGGCUGAUCACAUGAUGAUGCCCAUGACUCACGGGUCUGCCGGCGGGGGCCUGCACAGUUACCGCAUGGGGAUGAACGGGCUCCCUCAGCACCAGCCUGCCCUGCGUGGCCUGCCCACCGGCCAGCUGCCGCACUACGGCCGGGUCCAGCACGGUCCCAUCGAGGUGGGCAUGAGGCAGCGGCCUGGCAUGGGCCCCGUGAUGAACGCUGGGCACAUGGGCGGGCAGAUGGGCGGCGGGCACCACCACCAGAUGCAGGCGGCGGCUGUGAUGUACGGCCAGCAGACGGCACAGCACCCGCACGCCCAGGCACCGCACCACAUGCAUGCGCCCAACCAGCCACAGCACCCGCAGCAGUACAUGGGCGGUGGCAUGAGCACCUCACAGCAGCUCAUGGCCAGCAUGCACCUGCAGAAACUGAACACGCAGUACCACGGCCUGCCGCUGGCCCAUCCUGGCAGCGGGCAUCACAUGGGCGGCGGGGGCCAGUACAGGGCGGGCCCCGUGCAGCUGCCGGGCAUGCAGACGGGCAUGGGCACGCCAACACUGGGCCUUAAUGGCAUGGACAUGGACCUGAUCGACGAGGAGGUCCUCACGUCGCUCGUACUGGAGCUGGGCUUGGAUCGGGUGCAGGAACUGCCCGAGCUCUUCCUGGGUCAAAACGAGUUUGACUUCUUCGCGGACUUUGUGUGCAAGCAGCAGCCAAGCACUGUCAGCUGCUGAGCAGCUGACAGGAAGCGCUCUCACUUCACGUCUGCCCAAGUCAUCGAAGGGUUGGUUGCUUAUAUAAUGCUGAGGACAUGACAAGAGAAGUCUUUCUGGUCCCAAAUGACUUUAAUUGUUUGUAAAGUCAUUAUAUAUA